Molecule: messenger RNA, 1122 nt
Organism: Ascoidea rubescens DSM 1968
Lineage: Eukaryota; Fungi; Ascomycota; Saccharomycetes; Ascoideales; Ascoideaceae
Product: glycoside hydrolase family 16 protein
Exons: 1
Coding region: 1-1122 (373 amino acids)
Biological process (GO): carbohydrate metabolic process; cell wall organization
Cellular component (GO): cell wall
Molecular function (GO): hydrolase activity, hydrolyzing O-glycosyl compounds
Source: RefSeq, a predicted model, not a curated record
AUGCUCAGCUUUCUAUCCUUUCUCUCGUUAUUUCUUUUAUUUCUCGCUCCCGUUUAUUCGUACUUGGAUAUCUGUAAUCCGUUAAAUACCACUGAUGAGUGCGACCCAAAUCCUGCUUUGGCAAAGUCCUAUGAAACAAAUUUUACCUCCAAUUCUUCAGUGUCUGAUUUUUUCUCUGUUUACUCAACCUCUUCUCAGGCAGGCACAAUCAACUACACUGAUGAUGGCUUAGUCUUGUCUAUCAAUAAGCGUUUUGAUAACCCUUCUUUAGUCUCCAAUGAGUAUAUUCUCUUUGGAAAAUUUGAAGUCAUCGCAAAGGCCUCGCCGGGACAGGGUAUCAUCUCAACCGUUUACUUGCAAAGUGACUGUGAGGAUGAAAUCGAUAUUGAAUGGUUUGGUGGUAAUGCUUAUGAGGUUUGCUUGAAUUUUUUUCAUCAAGGCAAUACCACUUUUUGGAACAGAUCAACUUUGUAUCAAAUGCAAGACCCAAGAGAAGAAUUCCACAAUUAUACCAUAGAUUGGGAUAACGAAAGAAUCAUCUGGUACAUUGACGGCAUUAAAGCCAAAGUCCUUUACAACAACACUUCUGAUGGUUUCCCACAAACCCCCUCCAGAUUAUUUAUUGGUUUAUGGGCUGGUGGUGAUUCUGACAACGCCGAAGGUACUAUUCUGUGGGCUGGUGGUUUAACUGACUACGACGAAUUGCCUUUCCACUUCUACAUUCAAAGAUUUGUUAUCACAGACUACUCCACCGGUGACUCUUACACUUACAAAGAUACCUCGGGUGAUUACGAUUCAAUCGAAGCUGAAAAUGGUGAAGUCCUAGGAAGAGUGCAAAAGGCUAAGGUGGAAUUUGCUAGUUUAGUUGGUGGUACUGAUGAAAGUCUAUCGACAUCAACUGCAAGAAAUUCCACUUCUUCCACCAGAUCUCAAUCUUCAACAGCCUCAAACGACGAUGAAGAGGAAACGACCACUGAAGAUUCAGACAAUGUCACCUCUUCUCAAUCAUCUUCAAGCGAAGCCAAAGCAAUGCAUUUAGUCUCUCCAUUUGAUGCUAGCUCAUUACAUUAUUUUACUGUGUUUACUAUUUUAUCAAUAUCAUCAAUUGUAAUAUUACUAUAG